Molecule: messenger RNA, 1597 nt
Organism: Chenopodium quinoa (quinoa)
Lineage: Eukaryota; Viridiplantae; Streptophyta; Magnoliopsida; Caryophyllales; Amaranthaceae
Exons: 2
Coding region: 627-1292 (221 amino acids)
Source: RefSeq, a predicted model, not a curated record
AGCCAUAAAAGUAGUAGCUAAUAAGGUAACUUGGUCCAUGGAGAAGAUUACUAAUCAAUCUUGAGAAAAAUGUAAAGAAAAAAAAAAUAUAAUAACCUUGAACAAAUGUGAAAAAUGUCAGUCAAAUAUUGAUCAUAAUUAAUAUCAAUAAUAAUAAUAAUAAUUUCACAUAAUUUGUUAAUUUAUAUAAAAUACAAAUAAAAAACAACGAAUGCAAGAAGAAUUCAUCGUUGGUCUAGUCUCCUCUCCGCCCAUAGUAAAAAGAGCUUAUCCUUGAAAACACGUAGGAUUUGCGGCACACACUCACCCCCACACCAAUACAAUUUGUCAACUCUUAUUUUUCUCUCUCCUCUCCCUUUAAAAGGAGAAAUAGGUGACUCCCUAAAAAGUCGCUUCUUUUCUUUCAUUUCUAUUUUCACACAUAUUUUGCUUAUUCCCCAAGAAAAUAUUUUCACUUUCUCUCUCCUCUUUUCUAUUUUCUCUCUCUUCUCAAGCUCUUAUCAUCUUUUACCAGCUAUCAUCUACCGAUUACAAGAAGAUAAUUAACAACUCAACUUUUUGAAGUGAAUUCAUUUAUCUCGUUUUUUUUUUUUUUGAAAGAUUUAUCAAAAUAAAGAUUGAUUAAAAUGAAGGUGGUUUGGUCUCCUGAUAAUGCUUCUAAAGCUUAUAUUGAUACCGUUAAAUCUUGUGAAUUGUACCAAGAAUCAGGAGUAGCAGAACUAAUAUCAGCGAUGGCAGCAGGAUGGAAUUCAAAGCUAAUAGUAGAAACAUGGUCAAAUGGCAAUUUUACCCCUCGAAGCAUCGGUCUCGCCAUCGCAGCCCGUCACACGGGCGGCCGUCACGUAUGCGUAGUACCCGACGACCGCUCUCGGUCUGAUUACAUGCAAGCCAUGUCAUCCGUCGUACACGGCGUACCAACACCGGAGAUUCUUGUCGGAGAACCAGAAGAAGUGAUGUCCGAACUCGAAGGCGUUGACUUUUUGGUGGUGGAUAGUCGAAGAAGAGACUUUUCGAGGUUCUUAAGGUUAGCAAGGUUAAGUAACCGAGGGGCAGUUUUGGUAUGUAAAAAUGCUGAGGUUAAAACGGCGUCGUCUGGGUUUAAGUGGAGAGGAGUUCUAGAUGGAGGGAAAUAUCGUGUGGUACGCACUGCUUUUUUACCCGUAGGACCGGGGUUAGAUAUCGCACACGUGGCAGCAUCUUGCAGUGGGUCUGCUCCAUUAACGAAGAAGAAGCGUUGGAUUAGACAUGUGGAUCAGAUAUCUGGUGAGGAACACGUCAUCAGAACUACCUGAGAUAUUUAUGUUUAAAAAAAAAAAAAAAAAAAACAAACAAACAAACUAGUAUUCGUGAUUUAGGGAAAAAAGGAAUGUGUCUUUAUUUUAUUUUAAUUUAUUUAUUUUGGGAGUGGAAAAGGGGAUAUUGUUGACUAAGUAAUAAAUGUAAAUAUAAAUGACUUUGUUGCUUCUGAGACAUCCAUGCAAAUGUUUCAGAAGUGUGUAGUUUAUGAUAAUGAAUGGUCUAAUUGAGAUUAGGCCAUAUCUUUGUACAGACUAAUUUAAAAUGAGUGAUUAUGAAGUUUUGUUCAUAGACUUGUUGA